Molecule: messenger RNA, 1475 nt
Organism: Puntigrus tetrazona (Sumatra barb)
Lineage: Eukaryota; Metazoa; Chordata; Actinopteri; Cypriniformes; Cyprinidae
Gene: tmed6
Product: transmembrane p24 trafficking protein 6
Exons: 4
Coding region: 505-1251 (248 amino acids)
Biological process (GO): Golgi organization; intracellular protein transport; endoplasmic reticulum to Golgi vesicle-mediated transport
Cellular component (GO): endoplasmic reticulum; endoplasmic reticulum-Golgi intermediate compartment; Golgi apparatus
Source: RefSeq, a predicted model, not a curated record
AAUUUUUAUCCCUUCAAUAUUUUAAUCUUUACUCUUAACUCAGCACUGAAAACACUGUUUCCAAAAAAACAAUAGCUUACAAAACUGUAUACUGAAUGUACUACGAUUAUUGGUUAAACUAUAUAUAAACUCCUAACUAUAAGUAACUUAAUGUCAACUGAAUCUCUUCUGUUAGUAUCUAGUGUAAAAUGGACUAUCAAAAUAAAGUUUUACCAGAAUAUUACUUAAAAUAUAUUGUGUAACAAUGCUAAUAAGAUGGAGAUUUGGCGGUUUUAGUGGAAAGUAGCUGUUUGAACAGUAGAGUAAGUUGAACAGCGUAAGAAAGAGGAAUCAAACUGUUGUGACGGCGCUUCAGAAAUGUUUUACACGGCAGCUGUGGCCUGGCCUGGAUUUUCUCAGCUGUAACACGUCACACUCAACGUUAAUCAUCAUCAGAAACUUCAGUGCUCUCACAAACUGAGCAGCUCUCCUGUUUCAUGCAGUCAGUUAUAACUCGCGUCUGAAAUGUUGCGGAACGGCCGUAACCUGGUUUGUCUUCUGUUGUUUUUGGGGUUUAGCAGCAGCGGGGCGCUGAACGACCCUCAUCCAGAGCUGUCCGAUCAGGAGCUCUUCUGGGGAAGCGAUCAGUAUGACUUUUCCAUCGUGCUGCGUGCUGGAGACCUCCAGUGCUACUGGCACUUUGCUCACUUCGGUGAGAGCUUCUACUUGCACUUCAUGGUGCAGCUGGUGACUGGUGUGGCUCUGGACAGACAUCUCUCGGUGACCGUUAACGCUCCGAGCGGCCUGAUAGUUGGACAGGUGGACGAUGCAAGCGGUCAGGUUGCCUUGAGUGUUAAGGAGACUGGAUUUUAUCAGAUGUGCUUCAGCAAUUUCCACAAUCGCUUCGGGAGCAUGCAGGUUUUCCUGAACUUCGGCGUGUAUUACGAGGGACAAAAGGACAUCGAGAAGCAAAAGGAAGAAGAGAAGAAAAAGAAAGAACAGGAUAUGAAACAGAUAAACAGUACACUGUCCUUCAUCGAGGACAGCAGCAGCAGGCUGCAGAGGUUUGUCUUUCACAUGUGGCGUCACUACAACUACGAGCGAAUGAGACGCGGCGCUGAUUUCUACCUGCUUCAGUCCAACUCCACCUACGUGAGCAGCUGGUCCGUUCUCCAGAGUCUGGUCAUCAUCACGGCCGGAUACCUGCAGCUCUGCUGCCUCAAGAGACUGUUCAGCUCCAGACCAGCAGAGGGAGACAAACCCCGCUGUUAACACCCGUGCCUUUCUUACUUCGCCAUACAGCUGUACAGAGUGUGCUUCGAACACGUUUAUGUCCCAAUGAUGAACUUAAACUAAGAUCAUUAAUAAAACAUUCCAGUCUUUUUAUCGGUCAUAUCAAAUCUUGAAGGUCUUCAUCAUUAAGAAUGUGUUGUUGCUUUUCAAAUUAUCCUUUGGGAAGAAUAAAAUAUAGAAUUAAACGCAUUACAAUAAUGCUA